CAGGGAGGCCCGCGACGCCAGCCCAGCUCUGCGAGCCGCCAUGUUGGCCGCUGCCUGACAACGUCACGGAGCGGAGAGGAGAGGAGGGGAGGCCGACAGCAUCGGCGUCCAUCCGCGGCUUCGUCCAGCUCGCUGAGGGACCGCCACCGCACCGAGAGCACCAUGAGCGGCGGUACUCCGUACAUCGGCAGCAAAAUCAGCCUCAUCUCCAAGGCGGAGAUCCGGUACGAGGGGAUUCUGUACACCAUCGACACCGAGAACUCCACCGUCGCUUUAGCCAAAGUUCGCUCAUUUGGGACGGAGGAUCGGCCUACAGACAGACCAAUCCCACCACGCGAUGAAGUGUUUGAGUACAUCAUAUUUCGGGGCAGUGAUAUCAAAGACCUCACAGUAUGUGAACCUCCAAAGCCACAAUGUUCUCUGCCUCAGGAUCCUGCCAUUGUUCAGUCUUCCCUUGGCUCGUCCUCAAACUCAUCUUUUCAAUCAGUUGGUUCCUAUCCACCAUUCAGCAGAAUGCCAGCGUACAGCCAGUUUGGACCAAGCCCGCUCGUGACGCAGCAGUAUAAUGCAGUCGGUGUUGGAGGCCCCUCGUCUUCUUUCAACAGCAACAAAACCAGCUUCGCAUCACUUACACAGACCAGCUCACUGGGUUCGACCGUCAAACCCGAUUCGAGCUCUCUGAAAUUGCAGUUAGCUUUUCAGGGCCGAUCGAGUCCAAAACUGGAGCCCUUAAGAAAAAGUCCAACAAUGGAGCAGGCAGUGCAGACGCACACUUCUCAAGCGCCUGUAGGGAGGAGGAGCCCUGUGCUAGCUAGGCCACUGCCUUCGGUUCAGCAGAAACCAAUGGAUACUCAUGAUACAAGGAAAGCUUUUGAGUCACAGAAAGCCCUGCGGCCAGAAAACGAUCACUUUAAGAAUGAAAAUCGGGAACCAAACAAGAGGCCAUCAGGUGGCCAGGCUGCCAGAAGAGGCCGUGGAGGAAGUCGAGGAAGGGGUAGGUUUGCUGUCAGGCGAGAUGGGCCAAUGAAGUUUGAGAAAGACUUCGACUUUGAGAGCGCAAAUGCACAAUUUAACAAAGAGGAGAUUGACAGGGAGUUCCAGAAUAAGCUGAAAUUGAAAGAUGAUAAGCAACUGGAUAAAGCGGAGAAGGCGAUAAAUGGUGAAGAUAAAGGAGACUCGGGGAUUGAAACACAAAACAGCGAAGGAAAUGCUGAUGAAGAGGAUGCUUCGGGACCGAAAUGCUACUAUGACAAAACCAAAUCAUUUUUUGACAACAUCUCCUGUGAUAAUGAGACAAGCUAUUUUUCUUCCAGGGAUCGGAGACCCACCUGGGCCGAGGAGCGGAGGAUAAAUGCAGAAACAUUCGGAAUCCCACUGCGCCCAAUGCGUGGACGUGCAGGCUACAGAGGCCGUGGUGGCUUUGCGUACAGGGGUGGGCGGGGUCGUGGCGGGAGAGGAAACUAUGGGCCUCCCCGUGGUGGUUUUCGUGGAGGAUUCCGAGGAAGCCGUGCUGGAGACAGAGAGCUUUCAGACUUUGAAUACAGGAAGGACAAUAAAGUUGCUGCAUAGUAUACAAGACAGCAUUUGCAAAAGAAGGACUUUAGAUCUACUUGGUUCAGAGAAAGUGUUUAGUUUUAAACUUAUUUUUGACAGCAAGAAUGAAGAAAUAAAUUUGCUGUUCAUCUGUCACCAGCACUGGUAUCUACGUGCUUGACUUCAAAGGGCGAACACGCAAUGUCUUGUUGUGGAGAAGGUCCGUCUUUAUGAUGUUGAGCAUUAAAUAUUUGUCUUUGAAAUAGAAGGAAAAUUUGUAAAUGUAUAGAUGAGACAAAAAAAUACGACUAGUAUGUUGGAGCUUUCCAGUAUUUUUGCAUUGAUAAUGAGAGCGCUUUCUUAUUACUGAAAAUGUUUGAUAAAAUGCUGUCAGUUGCAAGAAAUACUGUAUGCAGCCGGCCAUCUACUGUGAUUUGCAUUCUGACCCGCUCUGAUUCACAGGAAAUCACAUUGAAAACUUGUAAGAUUUAUUUUUUUCAGUGAAACAGUAAAACAGCUUUAUUGUGCGUAGGAUAUAUAUAAAAAAACUCAAACUUAACACAUGGCUGUGCUUAUUUUAUAGAGGAGAAAGAUGGAAUCAGAAAUGUUUUGUGACACACUCCUCUCUGGAGAUAGCUGAUCUUCACCACCCCCACUCCCAACCCAGUUGGGUGGGGAUGAUUUACAAGUUUCUGCUUUAUUAAGAUGUUCCCCAAUAGAAUUUUUGAUAUUGAACCAAAAUAUGAGGGGGAGAAAAGAUGCAUAGUGUUUUCUUUUUAAAAAAAAAAUCAGUAAAUUUAGCUAUAAGGCAUAUAAAGCAUAAAGGGAUCCAAAGAGGAAUAAUUUUUGAUUAAUGUAGAUAUUAUGUGAACAGUUUCUGAACUCUGGUGUUUGCAAGUAAUAUAUAGUGUAUGAUUAGUCCCCUUGAUAACAUAUUUACCGGAAAUUGAGGUUGAAGGUGCAGGAGAUGAAAUUUCUCUGUUGUCCUUGUUCAUCUUUCAUCUACUUCCUUGCUAUAUAUGCCAUGUAACAAUAAAAGUAACUCUACACUAAGUAUAAUUGAAUGAUUAACAAAUGUCAGUUGUGAGCUUGACAAAGUAAUCACAGGAGAUUUCCUUCUUGUGCUUCAUGAGAUCCAAGCUGCUUGAUUUGAAUUAUGUUUGUGGUACUUGCUGCCGAUUUUAUUUGAAUUUUUCAUACAUUCUUUGUGGGGGGGGGUGGAAAUCUUUUAGGUCAGGGGUGAGGGUGUUCGAGGAAUUCAGAUAACUACAUAAUCAAUAACUUCAUGCUUAUCAGCAUGUUGGAGUUAUCUGCAUUCUGGCCACAGGGUCAUUUCUGAGUUUGUUUCCUGCUGCACCAUACAUGAAACCCUUCUGUUCAAAUGUGAAACAGAAAUAUAUAAAUAAUGCUUAGGAAUAGCAUUAACAAGUGUGCAGUUUCCAGUGAAUUUUAUGGGAAGGGGUAGAUAUUUGAGAACACAUUAUUUAAGAGAAGGUGAGAAUGGGACUUUUAUUUUAACUUUGCAGUCAGAGAUGACUCCCACCAAAAACCAAGUCCAACUUUGACCUGUGGGGUCUUCAUUGUUAUUAGUUCAUACACAUGACAGGACACUUAAUUUUGGUAGAUGUCAUUAUUAUCCCACAGAGUUGCACAUGUACAGUCAGGAGAAAAGGAAAGCUGCAUUCUUAUCUGGCUCUUCAAUCGCAACUCAGUAUUGUUUUUACAGAAUUAAUUCCAAAUAUAAUUUGAAUUGAUUGAGAUUGUCCUGACCUGUGGAUGUCAUGAUAUACUAACAACAGUCUGGAAAGAUGCAGUGGGCAGGCUGACGACUGGCGAUAAUACGCCACUGUUCAGAUGGUACUUCCUGUUUAUUUGAAUCAAACUGUCCCCUUUUGGCAUUUGACUGUAAAUGGGUCAGAAGCUGUGAAGGAAGAAUUUUUCUAUUUUUUCCAUCCUCCUUAGCUCUCAAUGUUAAUCAGAUGCUUUCAUUAUUUACGGCACGGUGUUCCGAUGUACCUCCUUUAUACCUCACUGACCUGACAUGCAGUUUUUAUUGUAAUAAUAAAUAAACUAUUGUUCAGUAAAUUCAGCUGCCUGUUUGUAGGACUGCAUUUAUUGGAAAAGAAAUGAAGUAACAAUCAAUUAGCGGUUGAGGAGAUGCCAAGACCCCUGAUGAAGGGUCUCAGGCCAAAACGUCGACUGUUGAUUCAUUUCUACAAUGCUGCCUGACCUGCUGAGUUCCUCCAGCAUUUUGUGUGUGUUGCUCUAGAUUUCAACCAUCUACGCCAUCUCUUGUGAUUCUGUUAUGGAAUAAAUCCUUUUACUGACCCUCAGUGCAUUUGCUCUGCUGAAGUGGGAAUGAGCUACAGGAGACACUUCAUGAGUGUCAUGGGUGGGGAAGUAUUGAAACCUAUACACUGACUUGUACCCUCAAGGAUGAUGAGCCAAAUGACCUGCUUGCAGUAAACUGAAUGAUAAUUUUCUUCAGUUACAGAGAACUGUACUGUUAGUCAUAAACACAAGAGAUUCUGCAGAUGCUUCAAAUUCAGAGUAACCUUUAAUAAAUGCUGGAGGAACCUAGUAGGUCAAGCAGCAUCUGUGGAGGGGUAUAAACUGAUGUUUUGGCCUGAAACAGCAACUGUUUAUUCCUUUCCAUAGAUACUGCCUGAUCUGCUGAGUUCAUCCAGCAUUUUGUUGAGGACUCUACUAUUAGUACUGUGAUUCUAAGAAACUAAUGCGUUGAGUCACUCAACCUCUUACUGAGGCUUUCUUUGUCUUCCCAACUUGGAUUUGUAGAUAUCAGGUGGGGACAGGAAGAGAAAGCAACUCAACAAUUAUGAGCCUUGUCCAGUAGAUGACCAGUAUAUUGAACUGUUGCAGCGUGUGCAAUAUUCAGUGGUAGCUAAGUGCAGGGAAACGGUGGCAGAAGAUCUGUUUGAACUCAUCUAGAGGCAGCUGGGUGGAAUAGAGAGAUCCUGCAGCUUCGUAACCAAAGUAUGAAACCGGAGACCCAGUCACUGGUAUGACUAACUCCACUGUCUUCUCUCUGGAAGGAACCCAUAGGAAAUGACUAUGGGUGCCACAGUAUCAUAGUGGUUAGCACAAUGCUAUCACAGCUCGGAGUUCAAUCUCAGCACCCUUUGUAAGGAGCUUGUACAUUCCUCCCCAUGGCUUUCCUCCAGGUGCUCCAGUUUCCAUCCACAUUCCAAAGACAUACUGGUUAGUAGGUUAAUUGGUCUUUGUAAAUUGUCCCAUGAUUAGGCUAGGGUUAACUCAGUGGUUGCUGGGCAAUUCACUCAAAGGGCUGGAAGGGCCUGUUCUGUGCUGUAUCUCAAAAUAAAAUAAAUUAUUGAUUUUAACCCAACUUCUGGAGGCUGUGCACUGCAGACGUCUAUAUGGUCAACUCUGUAGCGAUGUCUGACAAGGAAGCUGGAAGAAGUGCUAGUUGAUUUAUUGGAGUCGGAGUUGUGCAGAGAGACCCUUCAUUUUGUACUGAAUCCUUGCUGAACUUUUACAAAUAGUCAAAAUUGUAGUUUUGAUCUGAUCAGUAUCACUGGCAUAUGUCAUAAGAUUUGUCCUUUAGUGGCAGCAGAACAUUGCAAUUAACAAUAAUGAUACAAGUACCUAUAAAUUACAGUAAGAAUAUAUUAUAAACUAGUAGUGCAAAAAGAGGGCAAACAAAAUAUAGUGAAGUAGUGUUCAUUGUCCAUUCUGAAUCUGAUCAUGGAGGGGAAGAAGUUGUUCCUGAAACAUUGAAAGUAUACCUUCAGGCUCCUGUACCUCUUCCUUGAUGGUAGCAAUGAAAAGAGGGCAUGUCCUGGGUGAUGGGGCUCCUUAAUAAUGAGUGUUGCCCUUUGAGGUUGUCCUCGAUGAGGUGAGUGCCCAUGAUGAAGCUGGGUUAACCUGAUCAUUUAUUUAAUAGUUUAAAAGGUGGGCUUGCAUUUUGUUGAUCUGCUUGCCCCUAUAUAUUCACAGCUGAAACCUCAUAUUGAUUAUCAUCGUUCAGUAACAUUUUGGCAGAGACAUUUAGUUUCUCGCCUUGCUUUUUAAGACUUAGCUUUGUUUCUUAUAGAGAUAUUAUCAGGUAGGUUUGCAAUGCAUUUAAUCAGGUAUUGUCUUUGAUAUUGUCUCAAGAUGCAUCUUCAUUUAGAUUAUAUACAUAUGUGCUAAUGUAAGGUAUCCAUGUUUUUACUUUUGAGUGGAGAGAUAAUGGGUGCUACGGUGGCACAGCAGUUAGCGCAGCACUAUUACUUUUACAGCUCAGCUCGUCAGAGUUCAGAGUAUAAUUCUGGUGUCCUCUCCAAGGAGUCUCUGUAUGCCCUCCCCAUGGAAUGUGGGGGUUUUCCCCAGGUGCGCUGGUUUCCUCCCACAGUCCAAAGAGGUACCGGGUAGGUUACCUCAUAAAAAUAGUUUAUGAUUAGGUUAGGGUUAAAUUGUGGUUGUUGGGGGUUGCUGGGGUGGUGCGGUUCAAAGGGCCUGAAGGCCCUAUUCCGUGCGGUAUCUCUAAAUAAAAAUUUUAAAUUAUUUUAAAAUCUGUAAGCUUUAAACCAAGUGGCUCUGUCAAUCUUACCUGAAUAUCUGAACUCUCAAAUGCCUCACAGAUGGAAACAAGAUUUAGAUAUUAGCUUUAAUGUUACAAUUGUAAAAUAGCUGAAUUGGGGUGUAUGUGGAAUAGAGCUGCAAGUUAACAAUGGAUCUGAAGGAAUAGAAAUUUGAAUGCAGAGUUGUGAACUUUUGUAAGUGGCCUGGGUUUUGGAAGUAUUUUAAUAUUCAUCUUUUGGAUUUCAUUGGAGUCACAGCAUAUUGCUCCUUUAUUCAUUUGCUUUUAUGUCAUUUAAGUCCAAAUAGAUAUUGAAAUAAUGUACAAGCUAUGGCAAUGGAAGAGAUUCUAAUGUUGCACAUGGUAAUUGCAAGAACUGCAAUGCCUGUUUUUUUCUGGUUUCAGUUAGAUGGACAAAACAUACAUCAACUUAUUUAUUUAUUUAAACUUUAUUGUGUACUUUGUUAUAAGACAGUUGGAGAUGGGAGCAGAAUUGCGUCAUUUGGCCCAUCAGAUCUGCUCCAUUAUGCCUGAUUAUUUAUCCCUCUCAACUCCAUUCUCCUGCCUUCUUGCAGUAACUUUUCACGCCCUGACUAAUCAAGAACCUGUCAACUUCCGCUUUAAAUGUACCCAUUGACUUGGCCUCUGAAGCGCCUGUGGUCUUGGUUCAAAAUGGACAUCCCUCUAUUCUGACGCUGUGCCCUCUGAUCCUGGGCCCUCCCACUAUAGGAAACAUUCUCUCCAUAUCCACUCUAUUGAGGCCUUUCAAUAUUUGAUAGGUUUCAAUGAGAUUCCCCUUCCAUUCUUUUAAAUCCCUGUGAGUACAGGCCCAGAGCCAUCAAAUGUUACUGGUUCAUUAAUUAAUAAAUAUAACAAUGAAGGUUGAGUGCCUGUUGUCAUCUACAGGUAGCUUCCAACAGGAUCUAACUUGACUCGAGGCAUAUAUGAUUAUCACCCGUCCUCACAGAUCUGGGAACAGUGGGUGAAAGCUAUAUCAGUUCAUGUAAAAGGGGAUCUGGAUAAAUCACAAGCAGGAUUGAAGACUAACUGGCAGAGAUAGGGUCUGAGCUGUUCUAAUGUCCUGUGGAGGUUCAUGGUUCAGAUGUCAAUAGUGUGACAGGAGGAAGGUGUAAAUGGAUUGCCUGAGAUGGUAGAGUCACUAUAUGAUGGUCCAUUUCAAGUUUAGGCCAUCGCUAAGUUUGUCUUACUUUUAAUAUAGAUGCUUUUUCAGAAGAAAAUCUAAUUCUUCAGAAAAUGAAAACAUUUUAUAUGGAAUGAACAUUUGAAGGUGAAACACAGCUUCUGAGUCAGGUGUAGAAUUCCCAUCAGAAACCGUGCCUUGUUCCGGCUUUUGAUUUGAGGAAUUUACAAUCGUGUAUAAAUUGUGUGCUUUGAAACAUGUCCAUGGUGACUGUGAGUAUAGCGGUGACUGAACUCAGUUUAACGUGUGAAUGGAAAAUAUGGGCUUAUAUACACCCAUUAACAUUAAAGCUCAUGAUGUCCUUUCUGUAUGUAUAAUGGCUCCCCAUAAGUUGAAUUGGGUUUGAGAAGGGAAAACGCCAUAUCUUUUCCACAAUGGGUGUGCAGGAAUCUGUUUACAUUUGACAAUUUCAUGUUCCUUGACUUUCAGUUAAGGGACCAAAAAAUUAUAGACAUAAGACAUAGGAGCAGGAUUAGGCUAUUUGACCCAUUGAGUCUGUUCCACCAUUCCAUCAUGGCUAAUUAUUAACCCUCUCAACCCCAUUUGUCAGCCUUCUCCCCAUAACCUUUGACACCCUUAUUAUAUGUGAAAGCUGUUUAAUACCUACUUUUAUUGAAUUGAGGAUUUGUUAAAUCUGUUCAUAGUACUUUUGAAAUGAUGAGGACUUACAGCACUGCUCAUUAUUUUGGUAUUUGUCUAGAUUUUAGAAGAUCUCUGUUACCUUUACAAUCCUUUCCUGUUGGGCUGCCUUGGAGUUGUUGUUUGCCAAUUUCUAUAAUGGGUGAAGAGUGAAGGAAAACCAGGCCAGAACAUCCUCAGUCAUUCUCCAUUGCCUUUUCAGGCUGGGGCAUUUGAUUAAGAGAGUUCAGUUGUAGGAGAUGGCAUAUACAGUACUGUGCAAAAGUCUUACUACUUCCUGCCUGUAAUGCCAGCUGGCAUUUAGGGUAGCAAUGAAGGUCCUCAGUAUCUGUCCACCAUCGCAUCCAGAUGUUGGAAAACUUCUUCAUUGCUGUUUGUGUAACAGUUUUGUUUGACCAGUCAAGGUUGUUAGUUCUGAGCUGAACCCCAAACCUGGAGGACCAGUGGACCACUCUUAGUCUGGCCUGUUUACCCUUUGACCUGUUUGGUAUGUGUGAUCCUACCAAGAGCCAAAGCAUAAAGGCCUGACUCCAGCAGCAUAGCUCUUCAGGUCAUUGAGGCACAUAAGCCUUCAAACCACAAGGGUGUGGUCCUCUUGGAGGUGUGCAAAAGUCUUAGGCAUCCUAGCUAUAUUUAUCAGUGUCCAAGACUUUAGGACAAUACUGUAUAUUAUGGCUUUCCAAUGACUAAAUAACACAUAAUACUACGGAGCUAGCACAAAGCUGAGUAGUCUCAUUUCUGUUUCCCACCCUAUUUUAACCAAUGUACAGUAAUGUGCAUAUGUCUUAGCCACCCUGGUAUAUAUAUGUAUCUAAGCCACCCUGGUAUAUAUAUGUAUCUAAGACUUUUACACAAUACUGUAUAUUUGAUAUGCAAGAUUUAAACAUUAGUCAGAUCAAUUUUCCUGCCAUCAAAAGGGGCUUUCACCCUUUCUGAUAAUUGUACAGGGAUAGUGGGGGAGGGACAUCUAUAAAUCUUAAAGUACUGGAUUGCAGUAUUCUCGUCUAGCAGGAUUUUCUUGUAAUCCUUUUUCAAGUCAGCAAAGUAAGUAUUGAUAGCGCUGGAUGCUUGAAAGUUGUAUCUGUGGCUAAAGAUGGUUUCCGUAACUAUUAAGAAAAAAUCUGUACAUUCACAUCUAAGGCAUGAUCAAGUAGCAAUAAUAGAAUUAAUGGGUGAUUCUACUGGAGAGUUCACAAUCCUGAGGUUGCAGGCUCUGGUUUGUACACCUUUGUUCCUGAAGCACCAGCCCCUUGUUCCUCCUGUCACCUGUGCACAUUCCCCUCGCAAUCCCCACACUGUGCAACAUAAUUAAAUCAAGACAGAUCGAUUUUCCAAUUUUAAAAAAACUGGGCAUUAAUGGACUGACUGACUUGAGAGCAUAACAUUUCGUACUGAGCUUUCUUGAUGAAUUGUACCUCCGUGUCUAUGUAUGUACUUCAAAUACCUUAAUAAUAAAAAAGUUAAAUUCACCAAGAGUUGCCG
Messenger RNA from Mobula hypostoma (lesser devil ray), 9395 nucleotides. Its product is annotated as protein LSM14 homolog A-like. The record is from RefSeq and is a predicted model, not a curated record. NCBI's taxonomy places the organism in Eukaryota, Metazoa, Chordata, Chondrichthyes, Myliobatiformes, Myliobatidae. Gene Ontology annotation, cellular component: P-body. The transcript has 10 exons. Gene Ontology annotation, biological process: P-body assembly; cytoplasmic stress granule assembly. The coding region runs from base 163 to 1569 and encodes 468 amino acids. Gene Ontology annotation, molecular function: mRNA binding.